Molecule: messenger RNA, 580 nt
Organism: Porites lobata
Lineage: Eukaryota; Metazoa; Cnidaria; Anthozoa; Scleractinia; Poritidae
Source: the annotation of a GenBank genome assembly
CUGCAACAUUGUUCCAACAUUGCCACGCUGUGUUCCGCUAAAAAUCGUCGUUGCAAAUCGUUCCGUGUGACAUCAACUAAGUCAGAAGAAGAAGAAAAGGAGGCUCUGUUUGAAUCGCGUCGAGCCGUUGAAGUCGCCAAAGCCCGAAGUUCUCUAUCGUUUUACCGGUUUUCAGGAUGCGAGCAUCCAUUUUUUGAUAAACCGCUGGUCACAACUGAGCCCGUUGUACCAACGGCAAAGCUGUUCGGCCUGGGUUCGAAACUGUAUCCCAGCACCAAGAAGCGCAUGCUCAACAAAGAUCAUGCGCGAUUCAUGCAGGGUCUUUCUCGAGUACAUCAAAAUGGAGCACAUCAAUAAGGUGACCAAAAUUCAGGAUAACGUCAACGACGUUUAAAGACUUCAAACCAUUUGGAUGUUACGUUUUUUUUUUCAAGCAGGAAUUUGUAAAGCAUCACUAAAAAGUAUGUCAGUAUCCUCAACAGCGAGUGAUGACCCCGCUGAUAUACAUAGUCUCGGACCAAACUACUACAACACCCUUGAAAGUAGCCUCACCCCACCGAGCGCGUGGCGAUGGAGACUC